AUGAUAAGUUCUUUUAAAGGUUUUUUGGUACCUUUAAUAUUUUUACUCAUCUUCGCGGAUGCUGUAACAAUCUCUGACAACACUUAUUUAGGUGAUAUUUCUUUCUCUGUCCCCCUUACUAUUGAUAAGGGUUAUUUUUUGGCAUUGGUAAAUGGUAACUCUUAUAGUUUCAGCAAAGAUUUGCUCGUGAACGGUUCACUUUUCGUUGGUGAUAUAAACUCAUAUGGUAACGGAUUUAGCACUACAUUUGAUGGUUCAACUAUUACAAAUGACGGCUUGAUUGUCGUUGAUAGUAAAAAUCUUACAACUGGUUCAAUGACUGUAUCAUGGAGUGGUUCUGCAAUUACUAACAAUGGAAAAAUGUAUUUCAAUGGUUUGAAUAGCAGUUCUAACAGUUUCACGUUAAAUCCAAGUAUAUCCUUAACCAAUACUGGUUUGAUGUCUUUUGGUCAGGACUCUACUUCAGAUUAUAGUAGUGUUGUACACCUUAAGUCUGGAUCUUUUGUUAAUAUUGGUACUAUUUGUUUGAAGAAUGUUAAGGCAUCUUUGGAGAGUUCUAUAGCAGGUGACGGUUGCAUUACAAUAGGUGAAAAUUCUGUAUAUGCUAUACCAAUACAGUCAAGUUCUGGUACAGUCGGUCCACAAACUAUAUAUAUGACCUCUCCUUCCUCAAUGCUUUAUGUGGGCUCAUAUGGUAACACGGAUAAUAUCUUUGUUAGAGGUUUCGGUAAUGGUAAUUAUUUGACGUUUCGUACCGCAAUAGCAGGUUAUAAUUAUGAUCCAAAUACUGGUAUCUUAACAAUUAAUGUGGCCACUAUUCAUAAAAUUAAUAUUGGUACUGGUUACAACCCACGUGGAUUUUCAAUGAAAUCUAUAAAUAAUCACAUUGGUUUUAAUUUUAUCAAUAACGCAUUAGUCUACAAUGGAACUGCUCCAAAUGGUUUUCCUAGUGCUUGUAUGCCAUGUGAUUCCCCUCCUUGGAUACCUAUUAUAAAUUCUAUCUCAUCUAGCUCUUCUUCUUUUUCUUCUACAUAUUCAAGUAUCUCUUCUAGUUAUUCCACUAGUUCCAUACCAUCUACUGUAGGCUCUUCCAGCUUUAUUACUUCUUCAUCAUCAUCAAAACCAAAACAAAUCACCUCCUACAUCCCAGGCAUCAUAGGCUCUGCUUCUGCCCAAUCCACAAUCACCUCCUACACCACUGAUGCCAACGGCAGCAGCAGUGAAGUUGACAUUGUUGUUGUUGCCACUCCAGUUCAAAGUACUGUUACUGCCUACACUGCAGGCUCAGUAGGUGCAGCUUCUGCCCUUUCCUCCUACAUCUCCUACACCACCGACUCCAACGGCAGUACCAAGGCCAUUGGUGUUGUUGUUGUUGAGACUCCAGCUGUUAGUCAAAUCACCUCCUACAUCCCAGGCAUCAUAGGCUCUGCUUCUGCCCAAUCCACAAUCACCUCCUACACCACUGAUGCCAACGGCAGCAGCAGUGAAGUUGACAUUGUUGUUGUUGCCACUCCAGUUCAAAGUACUGUUACUGCCUACACUGCAGGCUCAGUAGGUGCAGCUUCUGCCCUUUCCUCCUACAUCUCCUACACCACCGACUCCAACGGCAGUACCAAGGCCAUUGGUGUUGUUGUUGUUGAGACUCCAGCUGUUAGUCAAAUCACCUCCUACAUCCCAGGCAUCAUAGGCUCUGCUUCUGCCCAAUCCACAAUCACCUCCUACACCACUGAUGCCAACGGCAGCAGCAGUGAAGUUGACAUUGUUGUUGUUGCCACUCCAGUUCAAAGUACUGUUACUGCCUACACUGCAGGCUCAGUAGGUGCAGCUUCUGCCCUUUCCUCCUACAUCUCCUACACCACCGACUCCAACGGCAGUACCAAGGCCAUUGGUGUUGUUGUUGUUGAGACUCCAGCUGUUAGUCAAAUCACCUCCUACAUCCCAGGCAUCAUAGGCUCUGCUUCUGCCCAAUCCACAAUCACCUCCUACACCACUGAUGCCAACGGCAGCAGCAGUGAAGUUGACAUUGUUGUUGUUGCCACUCCAGUUCAAAGUACUGUUACUGCCUACACUGCAGGCUCAGUAGGUGCAGCUUCUGCCCUUUCCUCCUACAUCUCCUACACCACCGACUCCAACGGCAGUACCAAGGCCAUUGGUGUUGUUGUUGUUGAGACUCCAGCUGUUAGUCAAAUCACCUCCUACAUCCCAGGCAUCAUAGGCUCUGCUUCUGCCCAAUCCACAAUCACCUCCUACACCACUGAUGCCAACGGCAGCAGCAGUGAAGUUGACAUUGUUGUUGUUGCCACUCCAGUUCAAAGUACUGUUACUGCCUACACUGCAGGCUCAGUAGGUGCAGCUUCUGCCCUUUCCUCCUACAUCUCCUACACCACCGACUCCAACGGCAGUACCAAGGCCAUUGGUGUUGUUGUUGUUGAGACUCCAGCUGUUAGUCAAAUCACCUCCUACAUCCCAGGCAUCAUAGGCUCUGCUUCUGCCCAAUCCACAAUCACCUCCUACACCACUGAUGCCAACGGCAGCAGCAGUGAAGUUGACAUUGUUGUUGUUGCCACUCCAGUUCAAAGUACUGUUACUGCCUACACUGCAGGCUCAGUAGGUGCAGCUUCUGCCCUUUCCUCCUACAUCUCCUACACCACCGACUCCAACGGCAGUACCAAGGCCAUUGGUGUUGUUGUUGUUGAGACUCCAGCUGUUAGUCAAAUCACCUCCUACAUCCCAGGCAUCAUAGGCUCUGCUUCUGCCCAAUCCACAAUCACCUCCUACACCACUGAUGCCAACGGCAGCAGCAGUGAAGUUGACAUUGUUGUUGUUGCCACUCCAGUUCAAAGUACUGUUACUGCCUACACUGCAGGCUCAGUAGGUGCAGCUUCUGCCCUUUCCUCCUACAUCUCCUACACCACCGACUCCAACGGCAGUACCAAGGCCAUUGGUGUUGUUGUUGUUGAGACUCCAGCUGUUAGUCAAAUCACCUCCUACAUCCCAGGCAUCAUAGGCUCUGCUUCUGCCCAAUCCACAAUCACCUCCUACACCACUGAUGCCAACGGCAGCAGCAGUGAAGUUGACAUUGUUGUUGUUGCCACUCCAGUUCAAAGUACUGUUACUGCCUACACUGCAGGCUCAGUAGGUGCAGCUUCUGCCCUUUCCUCCUACAUCUCCUACACCACCGACUCCAACGGCAGUACCAAGGCCAUUGGUGUUGUUGUUGUUGAGACUCCAGCUGUUAGUCAAAUCACCUCCUACAUCCCAGGCAUCAUAGGCUCUGCUUCUGCCCAAUCCACAAUCACCUCCUACACCACUGAUGCCAACGGCAGCAGCAGUGAAGUUGACAUUGUUGUUGUUGCCACUCCAGUUCAAAGUACUGUUACUGCCUACACUGCAGGCUCAGUAGGUGCAGCUUCUGCCCUUUCCUCCUACAUCUCCUACACCACCGACUCCAACGGCAGUACCAAGGCCAUUGGUGUUGUUGUCGUUGAGACUCCAAUAUAUGGAAACUCCACUAUUUAUGGUGGAGAAACUGGAUCUACUUUAACUGGUACUUUAGUUGUUUUGACUACAGUUGUUAAUGGAGUCACUAUGACCACAACUUAUUGUCCAGAACCAUCUGAAACUUCUAAAACAAGUAUGACUGCUAUCAUUGCCCAUAAUUCUAUUGAAUCUGUUUAUUCAAAGAACCAACAAGAAGAGACCAACUCAUUUUCUGCUGUGUUCCAUGCAACUUCAGUUACUUCUAUUGCUUUUACCACCACUGGCACAGUGUUUACCAACAAUGAAAAUCAAUCAACAUCUAGAAACUCCAGAGGAUCUGCCAUUGUUGUUGGAUCCACAAAGGGUAAUGCAGAUGUCGCUUCAGAAACUGGCGUUGUUACAGGUGCUGUAACUUCUGGAAGACCAGAAACAUCUCUAACUACAAAGAUGCCACAAGUUUCCCAAUUCGUUUCUGAGCAAUUCUCGUCAUCUCCAACUGUUAUGACAGCCUCUCAUGUAAGUGCACCUUCUCUUGCAUCAUAUAAGGGUAAGGGUAGCACUAUAUACAUGAAAUGGAGUGUUGCCCAUCUUGUUGGUCUAUUAUUAUUUAUGAUUAUUUAA
Molecule: messenger RNA, 4101 nt
Organism: Arxiozyma heterogenica
Lineage: Eukaryota; Fungi; Ascomycota; Saccharomycetes; Saccharomycetales; Saccharomycetaceae
Exons: 1
Coding region: 1-4101 (1366 amino acids)
Source: RefSeq, a predicted model, not a curated record